This is a messenger RNA of Neoarius graeffei (lesser salmon catfish), 9770 nucleotides long. RefSeq lists its product as uncharacterized. Gene Ontology annotation, molecular function: nucleic acid binding. The coding region runs from base 3023 to 4090 and encodes 355 amino acids. The transcript is spliced from 2 exons. Lineage: Eukaryota; Metazoa; Chordata; Actinopteri; Siluriformes; Ariidae. The record is from RefSeq and is a predicted model, not a curated record.
GCAGUGUUUGACUUAAACCAAAUAAUGAGCCAAGGUAAUGAAAUAAGAAAAUGUUGAUAAAAUAAGACUAAGAUGAUUACAAUAUCAUUACACAUCACAAUAUACUUAUGUUCAUUUAACAUAGGCCGACUUACGACCAAAUCGGUUUACAAUCAGUCAGUCGUAACCAAACACAGUCGUAAGUCGAUGACUACCUGUAUAUGUAAAUCUCAUCUCAUUAUCUCUAGCCGCUUUAUCCUUCUACAGGGUCGCAGGCAAGCUGGAGCCUAUCCCAGCUGACUACAGGCGAAAGGCGGGGUACACCUGGACAAGUCGCCAGGUCAUCACAGGGCUGACACAUAGACACAGACAACCAUUCACACUCACAUUCACACCUACGGUCAAUUUAGAGUCACCACUUAACCUAACCUGCAUGUCUUUGGACUGUGGGGGAAACCGGAGCACCCAGAGGAAACCCAUGCGGACACGGGGAGAACAUGCAAACUCCACACAGAAAGGCCCUCGCCAGCCCCGGGGCUCGAACCCAGGACCUUCUUGCUGUGAGGCGACAGCGCUAACCACUACACCACCGUGCCGCCGUAUAUGUAAAUAAUUUAUUUUAAUUUAUCUAGAAGUUUUCUCUAUUUAUUUUCUCUGUUUAUCUGUAAUGAUGCUGCUGGAAUCUUAAUUUGUCUGAGGGAACCCGCCCAAAGGGAUCAAUAAAGUUUUAUCUAAUCUAAUCUAAUCUAAUCUAAUCAGAGAGCGGCCAGAAGCCGACCAGCGGAUGGCAACAGUGAGUACAGAAAUACCCUCACUGCUCUCUGUGCUCGUCUGAUUGAAGCUUUUCCCUUGAACAUAGACAUGACUAAGAUCAGUAUGUGUAAGCAAGAAGAUGGUGAAGUGGUGUCAGUGUUUCUCGCCCAUCUCACCGCUGCCCACGAGAAACACAGUGGCCUGACCAGACCCGUGACCCUGGCUGGAGUGGAAGGCACUCCUGAGGUCUGGGAAGCGCACCUGCGGAACAGUUUCAUGAACGGUGUGAAUCCAGCAGUGGCCAAGUCAGUAAAGCAGCUCUGUCUCCUGUGGGAAACCGCCAGUCUCACCAAGAUCGAGCAGUACGCUGUGCAUGCAGAAAGGCUGCUGAAAGAGAAGAAGAAGACAAAGUCAACACAAAGAGACCAAGACCUACACGCCGCCACUCUCACUCUUCUCCAGACUGCUCAGCCUGGACCUAGAGGAAGAGGUCGAGGUAGGGGCUGAGGCAGGAUGACCUGGGGUGACCCAUCCUGGAUAAAAGGCACAACCUGCUACAACUGCAAUCAGAAGGGACACAUUGCUCGAGAUUGUCUCCACAGUAGCAAACAGAGGCCCCGUGAGAAGUACAGCAAAGCAGACUGACGGGCGGACUCCGGGAAUGGGCCCCGCACAGAGAACAGGGAGGUAACACACACACACACACCUGAUGAUAUGCAUACACAUAGACAGGAACAUUCACAUAAUGUUAAACACAUUAGUAGCAGCACCUGCAUGCCACAGAAAGACUACACAGAAACGCCCAAUACACCAGUCCAGGUAGAUACACCUGAAGUUGCAUUAAGUUUGUUAAAAUACACAACUACUCCCUUCUCUAAACUCCCUUGUAUGCGGGCAUGCGUUGACUUUUUAGUAGAUUCUGGAGUGGGACACUCAGUCAUACAACAUAGGGUACUUCCAGUAGACCCACUGCUCAGUUCAAAUUAAAUUCAGACGAUGGGCAUCUCAAGACAACCUGUAACGGAAACUUUCUCAGUCAAAAGUGAGGGAGGAAUAGUUACGUCCCACUCAUUCCUCAUCUCACAUACAUGUCCAGUAAAUUUGUUAGCAUGCGAUUUAAUGUGCAAAUUAGGAGUAAAUCUCACGUCCACUCCAGAUGGACUAACUAUUCAUCUCAUCUCAUUAUCUCUAGCCGCUUUAUCCUUCUACAGGGUCGCAGGCAAGCUGGAGCCUAUCCCAGCUGACUACGGGCGAAAGGCGGGGUACACCCUGGACAAGUCGCCAGGUCAUCACAGGGCUGGACUAACUAUUGAAGUAAGUGAAAUGUGCGGUGUGCAGUAUGGUCUUGGAAGCCCCCUGUAUGUGUAUGUCUGGCGGGUCUGCUCAGAUCAACUCACACAAACUCCCAAACACCUUGUACAGCUUGCACACUUGAACACCUCAUCAGUUGACACAGAUUAUAUGAAAAAGGAAGAUUUGCAUUGCACAGCACAUGUUCACCAAGCGCAAGAUGUAGAUUUUGAAAAGACUUGGUGUGCAGACCCCCACGCACAUGAAAGAUUGACCCUCAAAACUACAUAUUGGUCGAAACAUUAUUGUGCUGUGCAGGUCCAUUUUACUCGUUGUCCGAACAACUGCAUCAAUGUUCAUUGCAGUGUUCUCAAACAUGUUAUACGUGGCCUCGUGUCAGAGGACUCUGAGGUCAGUUGCUGCCAGCAUGAUUUCUUUGACAUCGUUAAUUCUAUACCCCAUGUCUCAUUAGCAAAGCCACGAGCAGCCCAUUGGAAAGACGUGGAGAAAUGGGUCAAGAAGUGUGCAGUCAAUGGCAAUGAAUGGUCCCAAACAGAGGACCCUAGUGUGUUGUUUUGCCAAAAGCUUGGGGUCUACAAACAAAGUUAUGCUGUGUGUGUGCAUGUUAAGCACAGCGUAAUAUUAGCCACUGAUGACCAGGGUCCUGGGGACCCCGGCCAAAGUGGCCUGUUUGUCUCUGUUUCCACAGGCAUAACUCCAGCAGAGGUGCACCCCAAAUUGGCGGGAGUUCCAAAUUCCGUUUGGGUGAAGGGUAAACAUGAUGUAGGUCUAAUAAAGAAUGCUGAACCAGUGGUGAUCACCCCCAAAUCAGAUUUCAGGCUUAAACAGACCCAGUACCCACUCAAACCAGAAGCAAUCACAGGUAUAAGACCGGUCUUUGAUUCAUUGCUGAAGGCAGGUGUAAUUGUCCCUUGCCAGGACUCUCCAGUGCGCACUCCUAUUUUCCCAGUUAAGAAGGCAAGAAAACUGUCCCACCCCAAUGAGUGGAGGUUUGUCCAAGAUCUGCAAGCAGUCAAUGCUGAGGUUGUUCCGCGCGCACCUGAUGUCCCUAAAGAGCGCUCUGCAGACCACACGCACUCUGGGAUUGCCUGACCCCAAUAAACCAUUUGUUCAAACUGUAGAUGAAAAGAAGGGUUUCAUGACCUCUGUUCUUUUGCAGAAGCAUGGGGAUAGAUUAAGACCUGUAGCCUACUUCUCCAGCAAACUGGACCCAGUGGCGGCUGGACUUCCUGUUUGCCUGCGUGCAGUUGCUGCAGCUGAAAAGGCGGUAACUGCUUCCAGAAAUAUUGUGGGGUAUUCUAACCUCACCCUUUUGGUCCCACAUGCUGUCUCCCUGCUUCUGUUGGAGAAAAAGACGUCACAUUUGUCAGCACAGAGAUGGUUAAAGUAUAACACUGUCAUACUUGAUAUGCCUAACAUCAUUGUGAAACAUUGUUCUGUUCUGAAUUCUGCCUCUCUUCUCCCUACAGAGGAUGAUGGAGAACCACAUGACUGUGUCGUUCUCACUAACAAUUUUUGUUCCCCCAGGACAGACUUAAAGAGCGACCCUUUGGAAAAUCCAGACAUGGUCCUCUAUGUGGAUGGUUCAGCCUCCAGAAACCCAGAGACGGGAAAGAACAAAGUAGGUUUUGCCGUAGUGUCAGGUCACGAGGUCCUCAAGGCGUCAUGUCUGUCCUCAAACCUGUCGGCGCAGGCCGAGCCUGGAAACAGGCUGGCUGUAUCUGUGCAAACUCGGUCUGGGUUUGUCCCUCGGGCCUUCCCUGUCUACCAAAACACAUGUUCCCUUUCUAUGCAAAAUUGGCACAUGGGCUCAUCCAUGUGUCAAAAAGGGGGGAUGGUAGCAGAAGUAACAAAGAGAUGGUUCACAAAGGGGUUUUCAAAUUAUAUUGCAAAAUUUUGCAAGCAAUGCUUGAUAUGUGCACAACAUAAUGCAGGUCAAGGUAUCAAACUAACUCAAGCAGCACACCCAAUACCAGACAAACUGUUUGAUCAUCUCCAAAUGGACUUCAUUGAACUGACACUUAGUGAGGGAAAAUGGGUCCCUUAAAAAUAAACUAAGCAAAGCUUGUGCAGAAACAGGGCUAGGAUGGACAAAGGUCCUCCCUGUAGUGCUCACACAAAUGAGGAUGCAAACUAGGCCUAAACAUGGGUUAAGCCCAUUUGAAAUUCUGUUUGGACGAGUACCCAACAUGGGGAUAGGGCCACCCCAAGGAACACUGCUGGACACCAGACUGUGUGAUGAUGCAAUGUUGAAUUACUGUGCAACGUUGUCCUCUGCUUUGAAAUCUAUCCACAAACAGGUAAAAGAAGCACUUCCCAAGCCCGCUGAGGGACCUCUGCAUGAUCUACAACCAGGGGAUUGCAUAGUGGUGAAGGACUUCCAAUGAACCAAGUAGAACAAGCCACGGUGGAAUAGCCCAUUCCAGGUCCUGCUCACAACCCCAACAGCAGUGAAGGUCACAGGCAGAGUGACAUGGAUCCACGCUAGCCACUGCAGGAGGGUUCCUGAACUGACUGAGCAGGAGGAAGAGGAAGGCCUAAGUGACCCAGACGCUGACUAAAGCUUGUGAGGAAGAAAGGCAUCACUACAUGGAACAGUGUGAGUAUCACAUCAAUCAUGCAUGCACCCGAGAAUUAGUGGACACUGGAAGGUGUAACCCAUUAGGAGACAGGCUGUGGCUCCUUACCACGGACGAAGAGGUCAGGGUGACCGCUCCGGGAGGACAAUCCCAGCGGACAAAUCUGAAUGACACCAACGAGGAGAAAGAAGUGUUAAUUGAGUACAUCUUAGCACAGAACCCCAACCAUAAGGUGAGACAAGUGGUAAUCCAAGACUCAGGAGGAGAGGUAAGCGAUUAUCAUUUAGAAGGUGCCCCACAUGUCCGCUUUCCCACCUUGAUCCAAGCACGUGGCGAGCAAGUUCCACGGAACUGAGCAUGGCAGCACAGUUACGCUGUUGCACCCUCAGUAGAGUAUUUCAGUAUCUAGUCAGUAAACUGGUUUCAGAAGUCCCGAGUUUCUCCAAGUGAGGUGGGACAAGGGCUGAUGGGGCAUGCCCGCCCUCUGAGCACCAAUACACGUCAAGAAGGGCAAGGGUUAACUCGGAGACAUAGUUAACAUAAAAUGAAGGGGUAAAUUAUUAUAAGCUAGGUCCAGUCAUGGGCCUGAGCAUCCUGAUCCUGCUGGGGCUCAUGGGAGGAUUCGUGUGGUGGUCGAUACAGGGAACCCAGGCUGACACAGAGUCGAAGACAGUUGGUUUAGUGGAUGGAAGACUCUGAUUCUAUCCACCAUACCGGCCCUAGGUUUAAUGAUUGUGAUGCUAUGUUUGCUCCCUGUUUUCUGUCAAUGUUGUAUGUCUGUGUUUCAGAGGCAGCUGACAAAUAUUGGUUACCAGAUGGGAAAAUAGACCCAGUCGACUUGCCUGACUGGCCUCCAAACCCACACGAAGGCCAUAACCUACCGUUUGAUGACAUCAGCACAGCUGAUAUGAAAUUAGCCCUAGCUUAAAACACUCUCAUUUGUGGUUGUUUUUCUGUUCUAUUGUUUCCUGAUCUAUGUAUAUAGCUUUCUAGCAUUAACUUAAAGGAUAUGGGACAUGGAUUUUUUUCUGGGCAUAAUUAUGUAUAAAGGACAUAAGAAAUGCCAUCUAAAUCACUGCAGGGCGUCAAAAAUGUGAAAAUCAUCACAUUAUUCAAGUUUUUUUAUACAUCAGCGUAAAACAAGGAUUCGUUAAUGAGCUAGGUGGUCACGUGACCCGUGAUGUAACAAAAACUUUCCAAGGAGCCAGCGCUUGGGAAUCUAAUGUAAACAGGUUACCGAAAUGGACACCAUCGACAGUGAUAUUCCCGAUGUUUCACAGAGAUGUGAAGUUAGACCCUAUCAAUUCGAACCGAUAGCUGGAAAUUCACAUGAACAUGGAUCUUGUCUUUACUCUGAUGGGUCAGAUGAUUCUGAGUGAGAGUUCAUUCAAUCCCCAUGAAACUGAAAGCGGUCGGCUCGAUAACACUUCCUGGUAAGUUAAAAACAAUUCUGCUCAAAGGCUAAUGAUCUGUUGAAAGAAGUAUUAUUUUUGUAUCAUACAUUGAAAGUUCAUCAUAGAUCUAGCUAAAGUCCAUUGCAAGCUAGUUUUUUUUGGCUGAUAUUUUUUGAGAUUGAUUGAGAUACAAUGCUUCCAAAGUCUGAGAUGAAAACAUUCAAAAUGGCGAAACGAGUCAGAAUUAUGAUAAUCAAUAAUUGAUACACCCAAAAUUAUAAUACUAAUCCUUACCUCGGCUUUCAGUCGCUUAGCGAAUGCACCUCGUAAUGGCCGUAGCACUUCGGGUUUCACUCUUCCGUCUUGUUCCUGAAUUGGGACGUUGGGAAUGGCUCCAUCUUUAAGUAGCCUCUUAAAUUUGGCUUGGCAAUUAAUAUCGCUCAGUACCUGAGUAUUAAUGUUGAAAGAAUCCUCAGUGAAAUGGUCCUAACACAAUUUGUGGGAAACAGUAGGUGCAAAGUUUUUUCAACAGGUGUUCUGUAAAGUUAUCCUACCUCUUGGAUUUGUCCUACUAAGCCUACUGCGCAUGCGUGAAGCCUACUGCGCAUUAGUGAUGGGAAUUUCGGCUCUUUUUCGGGAGCCGGCUCUUUCGGCUCCCAAACGGCUCCUGAGAUUUUAUUUUUGAUUUAAUUGCUGCAAUUAACUAGUUAAUUAAUUACAUUAUUAUGUGAAAGUCUCUCUCUCUCUGAGGCACCUAAGGACAAAAAACUAAUUCGGCUCCCCAACUCGGCUCUCACCGAAGAGCCGGCUCCCAUCGUUCACUUCAAAGAGCCGGCUCUUUGAACCGGAUCGUUCGCAACCGACACAUCACUACUGCGCAUGCGCAGGUGAGCCCACACUUUCCUCAGCUUCGGGUCCUUGGGGAAUGCAAAAAAACUUACUCCAGGGCAUUUCCCAUUGGAAUUAUUGCAACCAUAAGCAGCACAAUACACCAUGAUGUUCAAUGUACGUUAAAGACUAUAAAAACAAUUUUCUUGUCAUCCACUUCUCCAUUCAUCUACCCGCUUGUGCUGUGCCCGAAAGUUUUUAUGACGUAUGAUCACGUGACAGCGGCUCUUCCGGUUGUAGAAAAUGCAUAUCAGAAGUCGAGCAGAAAUGCCAUAUAAUCAUCACGAAUAUAACGAUUUUGCUGAAUUUAAUAGAUGAUUUUGUAUUUGUUGAUGCAAUUAAUUCAUAUUUUUAAUGGAAAGAAACUGAUAUAGCGUGCAUUUAUGUUUCAUGUCCCAUAUCCUUUAAGAUAUCUAUGUCUUACAAAACAACCUUAGCAUUAUCCCUGUACACUCAAUGACGUGUUAAGUCGAAUAUCUCUGGGAACUCCUACCACUGAAAUUGUAUACAUUUCUUUCUUUUAGCAAUUAUUAUCCUGUAGGAUAAAAAGGGGGGAAAUGUGAAGGAAAUUUAGUGAAAGAACAUUCCUAUUCUCUGUGUUUCUGUGUGUUGAGCUCAAGUGGCCUAGUGUACUGAGAAAAGUUGUUUUUCCACAUGCUGUAAAUCGCCUUUCUGUGGCCUUGGCUGGUGAUAAGCAGCAUAUCUGAGUUCCUGCACAUACCAGAGCAUGCCAGGUGCACACUUUAACAAAGCUUCAUAGAAAAUCUUGAGCCAAUCACGUGAAGACGCGAGCAGUAAGCGAAUGCCUUUAGAGUAUAAUAGAUAACAGCCACUAAAACACAACUCAGAGUGCACAUACUCUCUGCAUCACUGAAGUGGUGUCUUCUUCUCUUCUUCUUCUUUUUUCCUUUCCUAUUUUAUAUCUCUGUUUUAUAUGAUCUACUAUAAUAAAUAACUGAAAAGACAACUGCUAAGCGUUCUGAUGUGUUUAUUAGAAGUUUCCAUUCCAGUGGCCAUCCAUCAAGGAGGACGUCCAGAGGUUUGUGGCAGCUUGCGACAUCUGCACCAGGAACAAGACUGGCAACAGACCCCCACCGGCCUGCUGAGACCCCUUCCUGUUCCCCACCGGCCCUGGUCACACAUAGCCCUGGAUUUUGUCACAGGACUCCCCAAAUCAGUUGGCAAUACUUGUAUCUUCACUGUUGUCGACCGUUUUUCUAAAGCUGUUCAUUUUAUCUCUCUCCCCAAGCUUCCCACUACCAAGGAGACCGCCAAAUUACUCAUACUCCAUGUUUUCCGUCUACACGGACUCCCCUCAGACAUCGUAUCAGACCGUGGACCCCAGUUCUCUGCCCAAUUCUGGAAGGCUUUCUGUAAACUCAUUGGUGCUUCUCGCAGUCUGUCUUCAGGUUUUCACCCUCAGACCAAUGGACAGAUGGAACGGUUGGCCCAGGAGCUGGAAGUGGCUCUUAGGUGCAUGGUGUCCAAGGAUGCUGCCUCCUAGAGCAAGACCCUUCCUUGGAUAGAGUAUGCUCACAACUCCUUACCCACCUCUGCUACAGGUCUUUCCCCCUUCCAGUGCUCUCUGGGUUACCAGCCACCACUCUUCCCCAUCCAAGAAGAAGAAGUCGCUGUGUCCUCUGCCCAGAUGUUUGUGCGCCGCUGCAGGAGAACAUGGGCAUUGACCAGGAAAAAGCUCCUACGUUCUGUCAAGAUGUUUAAAGAGCAAGCCGACAAACACUGCACGGCAGCUCCCAUCUAUUGGGUGGGGCAGCGGGUAAUGCUCUCCACUCGCCACUUGCCCCUCAAGACAGUCUUCUGCAAAUUGGCUCCCAGGUUCCUAGGACCUUUCCCCAUCUCCAAGGUUCAUAGAUGGUGGUGAGGUCUUCAUGGUCAGGAGGUUGCUGAAGGUACAACGCCAAGGCAGAGGACUCCAGUACCUGGUUGACUGGGAGGGGUAUGAUCCUGAGAAGAGGAACUGGGUUCCUGCCAGGUUCAUCAUGGAUCCCACCCUCAUCAUGGACUUCCAACAACAACACCCUGAGGCACUUUCUAAGGCGCCUGGAGGUGCCCGUUGAAGGGGGGGGGACUGUCACAGUCCGGUCCAGUCCAUCCAUGCCUUAGAUUGUGGGACUUCCAUGUCGGCUCCAGGCCAGAUCCAGGACAGGAAUUCAGUCCUGCCUUGCUGAAGGCCAUUUCCUGAAGUGGCACUCCCACACCUGCUACCACUCCUAUCCCAUUAGCCAGGGCUGUUUAAGAACUGUUUGAAGCUACUCCAUUUGCCAGACUGUCUCUUGUAGACUUUCCUCACCUUGCUACAGCUCAUUGGUAUUGUGUCUUCUUGAUUCCCCCUGCCUGAAUUUCUCCUUGUUUUUUUGUCAAGUUUUUCUGUCCAGUUUUUUGUCCCUGUUUUUGCCUGCCUGUUCUUUUGGAUUGUGUCUUUUUCUACCUCUGCCUGGAUUUCCCUUGUCCCUGUGUUCAUCAGUCUUUGUGAAGAUAUUUCUGUCCUGUUUUUUGUCCCUGAUCAUGUCUACCUGCUCCUUUGUGUUUUUAACCUCCUGGCCUGUUUUUUUUGACUACUGAUUUUUGCCUGAGCCCUACUGUACCUUUUGCCUUUCUGCCAUCUACUUCAUUAAAGAAGUUUUCUCUUUACACUGCCUGUUUUCUGAGUCUGCUCUUGGGUCCUCACUUCACCUCAGCUUGCCACCCCUGACAAUCUGAAUAUAAGUUUACAUGAAACAAUUAACAUUUUAUUUCUAGUCCUGUUUCUAUCUCAGUGUUCUGUUUUUUUUUAGCCCACCUCAAUGGAAAACUAAUUUAAUUGAUAUUAAUCCUAUUUUCUGUAACUGCCUGUUUCUCUUUAGUU